Messenger RNA from Gossypium raimondii (Peruvian cotton), 987 nucleotides. RefSeq lists its product as uncharacterized. The transcript is spliced from 3 exons. Bases 1 to 987 code for a protein of 328 amino acids. Lineage: Eukaryota; Viridiplantae; Streptophyta; Magnoliopsida; Malvales; Malvaceae. The record is from RefSeq and is a predicted model, not a curated record.
AUGGGGACUUCUAUUGAGAGAACUUCUAGUGAGGUUAUUGUACUGAGCUUGUUGGGACUGUCUAUUCGGGUCAGUAAACUUUAUAGAGAUGUUUCGUUAGAUGUGCAAGGGGUUGUAUUUCUGGAAAAUCUGAUGGAGUUACCGUUUAGGGAGAUCGACUUGAUUCUGGGUAUGGAUUGGUUGGUUGAGCACCGAGUUAGUUUGGAUUGGGCGACUAAGAGGGUCGUUCUAAGGACCAAAGAUGAUAAGGAAGUAGUUGUGAUCGGUGAGCAUCGAGAUUAUCUGUCCAAUAUGCUCUCUGCUCUUGUGGUUGAGAAAUUGGUUCGAAAAAGGUAUGAGGCGUAUAUGGCUUUUAUCAGUGUUUCAGGUUAUGAGGACUCUUCUAUCGGGAAUAACAGAACAGUAAGGGAUUUUUCAGAUGUCUUUUUUGAGAAAUUACUAGGUUUACCUUCGAAUCAAGAAGUUGAGUUCAGGAUUGAGCUUUUACUGGGUACAGCUCUGUUCAUCGCGGUCUUCAUCGGCGAUAUUCUGGUUUACUUUAAGACCGAGGAUGAGCAUGAUGAACAACUAAGAACCGAGGAUGAGCAUGAUGAACAACUAAGAGUAGUGCUUCAGAUACUCCGAGGGAAGCAACUCUAUGUUAAGUUGAGCAAGUGUGAGCUCUGGUUGCGUGAGGUAACUUUUCUGGGUCAUAUGGUUUCUGCUGAGGGGAUUCGAGUUGAUCUGAAGAAGAUUGAGAUUGCACUUGAUUGGAAGCAGACUAAGAAUGUAUCUGAGAUUCGCAGUUUUCUGGGUCUUGCGGGGUAUUAUCAGUGUUUUUUUGAGGGGUUCUCUUUGAUUGCAGCUCCUCUGACUAAGCUUCUGCACAAGGGUGUUCCUUUUGUUUGGAUAGAUGCGCAACAAGCGAGCUUCGAGAAGCUCAAAUCCAUUCUGAUUCAGGCUCCUGUGCUGAUACGACCUGAAUCUGAUAAAGAGUUUGUGGUCUAA